Molecule: messenger RNA, 2991 nt
Organism: Patiria miniata (bat star)
Lineage: Eukaryota; Metazoa; Echinodermata; Asteroidea; Valvatida; Asterinidae
Product: CD63 antigen-like
Exons: 9
Coding region: 429-1193 (254 amino acids)
Cellular component (GO): membrane
Source: RefSeq, a predicted model, not a curated record
GUGCAAGGUACAAAUUUAACCUCGAACUUCGCUGUGAUAGUUAAACUAUCUUUUUAAUCAAUUACCUUUGAGUUCAAAUAUUAACUCUGGCCGUUUCUAGCGAGGUCACAUUGUUUUGGCGACGCGUGUAAACACUCCACGGAAUCGGCCAUCGAGAUAGGCUAUAAUAACCGGGGGCCGGAGCACAGUCAUAUUCACGCCCUGAUCCAUCCGCGCUCACGCAGCACACAUCUGCUCCCGAACCAAACGGUCUUUCUGCUCGAUCGCGCCACUAGCAAACGUUACCGUUGAGGAACAAGGGGACGUAUACCAGGACUGAGAUCGUAUCUGGUGAAACUAUAUCCGACCAACACUGCGGAUCUAACAGAUAAUUUCAACCCGAUUUCUGGAUUUGUUUUGGGUAAAAGAAGAAGAAACACACAAUCAAAAUGGUGGCCGGGUGCGGUGCUAAACUGUCGAAGAUGGUUCUCUUCGUCUUCAACUCCAUACUCUGGCUCGUUGCCAUCGCGUUGAUCGCCCUGGGAGGAUACGUGGUCGCUCGGCCCGCUGACUAUGGCGCUUUCUUCGGUGAUUCCGCCAACACGCUCAACAUAGCAUGCGGUGUGAUCAUCGCGGUGGGAUGCCUGGUAUUUCUCCUUGCCUUCGCCGGAUGUUUCGGCGCAUGUAAGGAAAGUGCCGGCAUGCUGAAAAUAUACAUCGCCGUGCUGCUGUUGCUUGUCAUCCUAGAGAUCGUCGGAGGAAUCUUGGCCCUCGUCUUCAGGAAUAGCAUCGAAAAGACUGCGACCGAUGUCUGGAAAGAGCAGAUGAAUUUGAAGACAGCGGAGUACGUUAAGGAUAAACCUGAUUUCGUUGACACCAUCCAAUUGGCCUUCAAAUGUUGUGGAUCAUCGGACUACAAGUCAUGGAAGAACACAGCGUUUCAAAAUAAUACUGUAAAUGCAGGCCUCUACGUGCCCGCUUCUUGCUGCAAAACAUAUGAGGCCGGAUGCAACGAUGCCACUACUGGAGGUGAUGACAUCGCUGACGACACAGCGAUCUACCUCGAAGGAUGCACGGACGAAGUGGUCAAUUUCUUCAAGGACAACUUCCUAAUCAUCGGAGCUGUGGCUCUGGGGCUGGUAGCUGCUGAGAUCCUUGCAAUGAUUUUUGCAUGCUGUGUCAUCAGUGGCAUCGAGCACGGAGAAUACGCCUAAACCAAGAUCCUUGCGAUGAUCUUCGCGUGUUGUGUCAUCAGCGGCAUCAGCAACGGCGAGUACGAGUAGAUGGUGUUCACAAAACUCCCUUCACUCAUCACGCUUGUAUUUUAGCUUGAUCUAUACAUUUUAAAAAAAAAGUGUUAACUCUCUGUAGUUUAAACAAUCAAACAACUCCUCAUAAAACCUUUGCUUAAAAAGUAAUUUAAAUAAAUCACAAGUGCCAAUCUUUCGAAUUUUAAAUUUUUCGUAGAAACCAAAGCCAGAUAUUUUUUUUCAAGAAUAUUUUUAAGUAGCACACGAUGCGAUGGUAUUUCAAAACUAUUCUGGAAAAAAAAAUAUUUUAGGAUGAAGGUAUAUUUCUUGUUUUAUCUGAAAUCCAGAAAACUUUCUGGUUUUUUUUACUAUAAACUAGAGUUUAGGCCUACUUUUUUCCUUGAAGGAUAUACUUAUUAAGAAUGGUUGAUUGGUUGUCAGUGGUUUGUGUGCCUUUAGGUGGCAUGUUUGGUGUGCUUACAAAAUCCUUUUUCCCCUGCACUGUAUAUUAACAAAAUACUGAAAUUUACCAACUGUAGUUGAGCGUGGUAAAACAGUUCUUUUUUAUGUCUAUUGCGUGCCAAUAACCAGUGUUUUAAACUGAAAUACACCUUUAAAUGAAAUGCCAAAAUGUUGGGCUAGUUGAAAUACAUGCAAGUCAAACCAGUAAAACAAAAGUUUGUACAAAAUUUGUAUAUCUGCCAGGUUGUGGCUUACGCUCUUAAAAAAGACCCGGAUCAGUCGACCCGGAUCCGGGUCAAAUGACCUGACCUUUUUUCGGGUCAAAAUGACACUUUUCUGGUCUCAUUUCCGGGCCAUUAAACCCGGAACAUUGUCAUGAUAUUGACAUUUAAAAAAAAAAAUCAUAUUGAAUAUAAAACAAUGUGUCAAUUUUACUUGAAACAAAAAUCGUCGUUUUAAGUUGACCCAAGAUUGUCAGGUCAAAUGGACCCAGAUUCGGGUCGACUUCGAUCCAGGACUUGUAUGGCGUUGUUGCAAACCUAUAGUUACACGUGCGUUUUAAUUCAUUUUGGGAAACAAAUAAUCGGUUUUUAAUGACUGCAUGUAAUAAGCUGCUAAAUAAUAAGUACACAUCUAUAGGUUUUUGCUUGUAGUAUUCGCCAUUGAUCGCUCUAAUUAUCCGAUAAGGUUAACCGUGAAAGGAGAUGACGUCACAAUGUGUCAUAAAUUCAGGACACCCUGAUCGGAUCGAAACAGUAGUAUAUGAGUCUUGAAAAAAAAUCCAAGAGUUGUUUUUGUGGGUCAUAUCCAAUAUGCCUCUGUCAUAAUUUUGGUGUCUGAAACUAUUCAUGCUGUAUAAUACAGACAAAUUCACAAGAACAUGUCACGUGCUAAUUAACAUUUAAUAAUGAAAAUGUACAUUUAAUUGAUUUUGGCUGUUCGUUUUGUUUUACCAACCUAGAUUUGAAUUAUACUUUGACUUAGCUGAAAUAGUCUCUCUUUUUUUUUGCUUUUGUUUGUUUUUGUGUUUUUUUUCAUCUUUUGAUCAUGUUAAAAACAGUCAUGUAAUUAUUAUCAUAAUGCAAUGUAUCUUUAGUACGUCCGUCAUGUAAUUGUAGCUAGUUCCGUAUAAACGUUUAUUGCUUGCGGCGGUAAGUCCAAUGUCUUAUAUGUAAUAAAUAAUAAUAAUAAUAAUAAUAAUAAAGCCUUAGAUGCUAUACAUAUCUUAAGCGGCAAAACAGGCACCUUGACGUUGGUCAUGAAAUUGCGUGUUACUGAAACCAUGCCCUUCCCUAACAAU